This is a messenger RNA of Prunus armeniaca (apricot), 309 nucleotides long. The record is from the annotation of a GenBank genome assembly. NCBI's taxonomy places the organism in Eukaryota, Viridiplantae, Streptophyta, Magnoliopsida, Rosales, Rosaceae.
AUGACUGGUGCUCAAGAAGAUUCUAUCAUGAUAACUCAACGUCAAGGGGGGCCCCAGAAUUCUAUCGGUGGCUCUUCUCGAAAUAAGUCCUCAAGAUCUCGUCCAGAGAAGAAGUGCACCCACUGUGGAGGAGACAAACAUAUCUGUGCUGGCUGUUACGAACUUAUUGGGUACCUUGAUUGGUGGGACCAUUCCAAAGCUCACUGUAGGAAUAUGAGCAAAUCACUCAACACAUCUUCCGAAUCAAAUCUUGUAAGUCCUAUGGUUUCAGCUACACCGGCUCCAACAGUUGCCUCCAUAGCCACAUGA